UUGUACUAGUAAUGUCCUCAGUGCUCAAGAGUUUAGUUGUCCAUCCCGACUCAUCCGCACGUCAACGACGACGGCGAUGCUGGUGUUGCUUUCGUUAUUGCUCAUUGGCGAUGGACGACCGGUCGGCAGCGGGUCGUCUUUCUCGCAGUCGUCGGCGCGCUUUGUCGGUUCUGGAGCAGGACAAGGACGUCACCAUGGAAUUCGAGAAGAGAAGAGAGUACUUCAAUCGGCCAACAAUUGUGUUGGUUUGAAGAUUCUCAACGACUCCCUUGUGUCUUGCAAUACCCUCAUCAAGUAUGAGGUCACAGCCCCGUUCAUCAAAGCUUCCAACGAGACGGCUAUGGAGUGCCUGUCGGUGGCGCGCAACAUCGUCUUGCACCCGAAAGGCACACAGUUCUUUUACAUCCUCGAUCAGAUGUGCUCGACGGAGAGCACAAGCAGGCGGCGAUUGUCGUUGUACGAGUCAGAGUUGGGCACGCAAGUUGUGGAGGGUAGGCUGAUAACCACCUGGUGGCCCGGGUCUGAUGGGCCGGGAUCCCGUCUGCUCAACUUCACGUGCCUGGACUCCGGCUGCACGAAGCUCAUGAACCUCGUGACGGGGAUGGCUGUCUCGACGUCGGGAUCGCAAUUGAUCUUGUCGGGAUACUACAAUUCGACUCCGCCGCGAUCCUGGCUGACCACCCUCAGUACGGAGACGGGGGAAAGGGUUUCCGUCCCGCUGCUGAACGUGGAAUUCGCCGGCGGCAUCGCGAUCAAUCCCAACCUGACGAAUCUAAUAGUACGGAGCAGUACUAGUAAUUACAGCAGCAGCAGCGCAACCGGUAGCAGUAGUAGUAGCAAGAUAGAGAUGUCGAAUGCUUUGAACGUGUCGUUCGGAAAGCCGUACGACCUCGCCGUGACGGAGGACGGUCUGAUGAUCUUCGUGUCGGAGAGAGACACAGGUCUUGUGAAGCUCAUUGAGCUCGACGCUCCAUGUGGAGGCGGGCGCAGAGCCACCGAGAUCACUAAGUACCUGCUCCGCCCUGGAUCCGGCUUGACUGGGUUGGCCAUUCGAAAUGACCGCGGGCGCCUUGUUCUCCUUAUAGGUACGGAUGACGGACAAGUGUUCCAUCUCAGCAUUAACAGGUCAGCUCUCGAGCGCAGCAAUUCUGGAACCUUCUCAGACCCGCUCUCUCCAAACCCUAACCCCGACAUUCGAUCCACUUUCUCCGCCUCUCCUCCUUCUCGCCCUUCUUCCACGCCAGAUGGAAAAGACUCCAACAUCCGUCGAUUUGUAACCGUAGGCGGCGCUGUUUUGUUAUUUGUAUUGGUGGGUCUUGUUUAUUAUUUAUGGCGACAGCACGCCCAAGCGGUCCUUAUGCGCUAUUAUGACACACUCAACGGACUCAGAAAGUUUCGUUUGGAGACCUUAAUUUCAGCGACGAACGAUUUCCACAAAGAUCGGCAACUUGGACGUGCUGGAGGCUUCGGCACGGUCUACUGGGGAUCCCUGUCGGGCGAGGAUGMCCGUGCGGGGGAGGUGUCGGUGGCGGUGAAGGACAUGGAACUGCCGCUGAAGAACAAAAAGGAAAAGCAAUUUAAAGCAGAGGUYAGCAUUCUCAGUCAGGUACRUCACCCCAACAUUUGCAAACUGAAUGGCUUCUGCGUAGCAGAGAGUCGUCGCAUUUUAGUAUACGAGUACAAGGAGGGAGGGAGCUUAUAUGAUAGACUAUCUGUAGGACGUGAAGAUCGACGGAAGAACGAAAAGAACGACAAGAGGGAAGAGCGAGAAGAGGGAGUAGUAGUAGUAGGAGGAGGAGAAGGAGGAGGAGGAGGAGGAAGAGGAAAAGCAGGAGGGGAAGAAAUACAUCAGGCAGGAGGAGGAGGAGGAGGAGGAGGAGGAGGUGGAGACGCCGUGAACAGGGCUCUUCAUUACCUUCAUGACGAGGCUAAUCCGCAUAUUAUUCAUGGGGAUGUAAAGAGCCGAAACGUGUUGUUGGAAGGAGGAAGUGGGAGAGAGUUAAAGGCAUGCCUAGCGGAUUUCGGUUUGGCCAGAGUGCUCGACGAUAGUCUGCUAACGAAAGCCAAGACUACACGGCAUUACCUGUUGUACGGAACGCCUAGCUACUUGGCGCCCGAGUACCUGGGGCGGGGAAAGCUGUCGAGGAAGAUCGACGUCUACGGCUUUGGAGUUCUGGUGUUGGAAUUGCUCACGGGGAGACCUGCGGUAAUUCACGGCCGACGCCUUGUUGAUGACCAGAGGAAGCACUUAGACCGUCCGGAUGAAGUCGAUAUGGAGGAGGUUGUUGAUCCUUCUAUUCGAGGGGAAUUGAACCAUCCUGUGAUGACCAAAAUCGCAAGAGAUAUGCUACGCGUAGCUUCCCGUUGUGUGAUCGAGGACGAGCAAGAAAGGCCAGACAUCAAAGACGUGACUUUGGCCAUAGAGAGAAUUCUUGAGGAUAUUUAAGAAAAAAAUAAAAAAAACUGCCAGGACUCACGGAUACACGUUUUCUUAGUUGCCGUCGUUGGCUUUGGACAUA
Chara braunii is the source of this 2519-nucleotide messenger RNA. Lineage: Eukaryota; Viridiplantae; Streptophyta; Charophyceae; Charales; Characeae. The record is from the annotation of a GenBank genome assembly.